GGAAGACGAUGUCGCAGCUCUUAUCUUCUCCUCCAAUGUCAAUAAACUCCAAAACCUCCUUAACCCACCGGUUCCCAGAAGCUCGUUUUCUCACCGCCCGUGGUUUCAUCGGAAAAGGGCAUGGCUUUGCCGUGAAGCCGAUGGAGAGAGUGAAGCUAACGGUGAAGUCUAGGUAUAGCGACUCGUCUUCGCCGGCUUAUUCUACCCAAAAUGGGGAAGGAUCUUCGCCACGGUUUUAUGUGGGUCAUUCGAUUUACAAAGGGAAAGCUGCUCUUACGAUUGAGCCUCGUGCCCCAGAGUUUGUGGCUUUAGAAUCUGGUGCGUUUAAGCUUUCAAAAGAAGGGUUUCUGCUGCUUCAGUUUGCUCCUGCAGCUGGUGUUCGUCAGUACGAUUGGAGCAGGAAACAGGUGUUCUCAUUGUCAGUUACAGAGAUCGGUAAUUUAGUUAGCCUUGGGCCGAGGGAAUCAUGUGUUCAGAACAAGCUUUUGAAUGUAGAUGAGAGUGUAUACAUACCAAUCACUAAAGCAGAGUUUGCUGUUCUUAUCUCUGCCUUCAACUUCAUCUUGCCGCACCUUAUAGGCUGGCAAGCAUUUGCAAACUCCAUCAAACCAGAAGACUCUAGCCGUCUUAACAAUGCGUCUUCACCUAAGUAUGGUGGAGACUACGAAUGGAGUAGAUGAUUGAGAAAUACAGACAACAUUGCAAACUCAGUUCUUGUGUCCAUCCCAUCUUUUUUGCCGAAAGAAAGAAGAAAGUAGCAGUAGAGACUGAAGUAGUGUUUAGACCAAAUGGACUGUGUUGUUGUGUAUGAAAAAACUCAUCUUCUGUGUUGUACUUUUAUCUUAUUCAAGAGCGGUUAAAGUUUUGGUAAAACAAGAAUCAAUUUGCUCUUUAAUUCACAGUUUUUUUUAUGAUCACAAAGGGUCUGAACUACACUGCAAUGAUUCAAUGUAAGAAGCUAACAAUGGCAUGGUCAUUGUGAGGAUGUCGCAUUCAGACAUUAAACCGAGUGUAAUACUACCCCACAUAAUGAGCUGUUU
Molecule: messenger RNA, 1040 nt
Organism: Eruca vesicaria subsp. sativa (arugula)
Lineage: Eukaryota; Viridiplantae; Streptophyta; Magnoliopsida; Brassicales; Brassicaceae
Source: the annotation of a GenBank genome assembly